AUGGAAGACACCAUCACCACUUUCCAUCCUAAACAUUUCAUUGAAGAAUACUCUGCUCUACAUGGACCGUAUCCCAACAAUUCUUAUGAAAAGACAUGCAUUAUUUGUGAAAAAUGGAUCUCUUCUCGGUCCAAUUAUUUUUAUUGUCGUGUAUGUAAUAUCUUUUUUCACAAAGAAUGUCCGUCAGUUUUGAUGGAGUCGAAUCUGACAAUAGAUCGUCCAAGGUCACAUGAACAUAAGCUCACCUUCAUCCGCAAGAAAAAUUGUUUCAACUGCGAUGCUUGUGGAAAGGUAGGCUACAACGAGAUGAAUAUGUACACAUGUUUGCCCUGCAAUUUCUUUAUUCACAGAAGAUGUAUAUAUUUACCAAAGGUAAUAAAGCUCACUCGGCACUCACACCGCUUGUUACAUACUUUUCAAGUUCCUGAUUGUACCACGACAUGUCGACUUUGUAAUGAACCGUUUGUCUAUGGAUGUGGAGGAUAUAUUUGUAUCGACAAGACGUGUGAUUAUAAACUCCAUUCAUAUUGUGCAACGGGCGAAGGGAUGUGGGAUGGAAAAGAUGUAGAGGGAGAACCUGAAGAAAUUAAUUACUCUGAAGAUGUUACAUUUUCAUCAUUACAAGAGAUAGAUGGAAAAACAAUUCGCCAUUUUAGUCAUCACCAUGAUUUAGUGAGCCUCUGUAUCAAUGGUGAAGAAGAAGAAGACGAACGAGUAUGUCAAGCUUGCAUCCUUCCCAUUGACUUCGGUAGUUUCUUGGGUUGUAAAGAAUGUGAUUUUGCACUCCAUGACACUUGUGCAAAUCUUCCUCGGAAGAUGGAACACCCGUUCCAUCACCAUCGACUAACUCUAGAGGUGAACAUGAUGAACAUAAAAGAAGGGUUCUUCAGGUGUUCUAAAUGUAAACAAGAAUCAUGUGGUUUCAUGUAUCGAUGCUGCCAAGAGGAAUGUGAGUUCAAAAUGGACGCAAAAUGUGCUUCUCUUACUGAUCCAUUACACACUGGAGCCCACAAACACCCUCUCACUCUAUUAGACAGCACAGCACGUUGUUACCAAUGCCCUUUUCAUUUCGAACUAGAACCAAAACGCAUAACUCUGCCGGUGUUACUAAAAUACAAGUGUGACACUCAUCCACUUACCUUAUGUUUUGCUGAAUCAAUCCCAUGGUCAUAUCCGUCGGUGCGUGCUUGUGAAAUAUGUGAAGUAAUAAUAAGCAUUGACUACCGAGAUUACCGAGAUGUCUACGGCUGCACCGACUGCUGCACCACUCUACACGCUGAAUGUGCAAUAGGGAAAUACCCAUAUCUGAAACCUGGCCAUGCGAUCAAAGUGAAUGGUUUUGAGAUUGAGAUUGCACGCAACCGUCUUUCUCGACCUAUAUGCCAUGCAUGUCACUCUAUGUGCCAAGAUAAACUAGUUUUCAAGAAUAAGAGAAGUGCAGUCUCUUUCUGUUCUAUCAACUGUAUAACCUCUUCAUAGAAACCCCGCAUGUAAUCUAAAUUUACUCAAUUGUUGAUCAAGUCUGUAUGACAAAUAAAAU
Messenger RNA from Eruca vesicaria subsp. sativa (arugula), 1540 nucleotides. Lineage: Eukaryota; Viridiplantae; Streptophyta; Magnoliopsida; Brassicales; Brassicaceae. The record is from the annotation of a GenBank genome assembly.